AUGUUAAAUCGUAAACCUCAGACAGUUGCACAGUCCAUUAAUUGUCAUCCAAUUUCUGUUUGUUUUUACUUUAGAAGCAGUGAGAUAACAGCAAAACGAUGCCGAGAUUGGAGAAAUUUGAGAUAUGCUUUACGAUCUGUAGAGAAGUAUGCCGAUUGGAUCAACCAUGUCUUUCUUGUAACAAAUGGCCAGGUACCAAAUUGGUUAAACACUGGGUACCAUAAAGUCUCCAUUGUGAAACAUUCUAUCAGAUUUGGUGCUAAAAAGGUUCCCAAUUACAUGGACAAAUGUAACAAAUUUAACUUAAACAGAAGCCAUAUUGAGAAGUUUUGUUAUAGCAGUGGUUGCAAAUGGAAUGGCAAAUAUUGUUUCCCAACCGAGCAGGCACAGUCUAGAUUAAUAAUGGGAUUUAACGAACCAUUUCAUUGGAGUCUUGUGUAUACUUCAAUAGCAUUUGACAAAGCGUUUGAACAUGCGCAACGAGGAGUUCCGGCACAUGCGCCUUACAUUACUGACGUAGACACAAUGGACGCUUUACAGGAUCGGUUUCCAAAAGAAUGGGAGAGAACAUCUGCUAACAGGUUUCGUGACCCACACAGUUUUCAACACGGGUUCGCAUAUUAUCAUUUCUUGAUGUUACCUAAGACAAAUACAUGCCGUGAGGAAAUAACGAGACCAAUAGCGACAAGUUACAACGAUUAUGAAGACUAUGCAUAUAUUGCGACUGGAAACUUUCAUCAAUUACACACGUCGCUGGCCAACCUUUAGCGUAAAAAGAAUAAGUAUGAAAAACAUACAUACAACAUCACCCGUCCCUUUUGUUUCAAAGCCAAACAUUUUCAUUUUAAAAAUUCAAAUAAUAUGUACUUAUAACGGAGAAAAUCAGUUAUGGUUUGCCCAUUAAUUGGAACUGUUUAAAACAAUAUUACAUUAUUUUAGCUCAGAUAUUCGAAGAAUAGGGAGUACUAUUGUAUUAUUGCUCCGUCGACGUCGCCGUCAACUUUGGUUAAAGUUUUGCGUGCAAAUUGAUAUCUCUAAAACUGAUCAAUAUAAAUGUUGCGGUUCCACACUAAAUGUACCGUCAAUGUACAAUUUAAUUUCAACUAAAAUGUGACCAAAUAUUUUUAUAAAUUGUGGAUGCAAAACAGUUCACUCCAACUCUUUCUUAUGAUGCGUUGUGAUCAAGCUGAUCAUUAUUCG
Molecule: messenger RNA, 1200 nt
Organism: Ruditapes philippinarum (Manila clam)
Lineage: Eukaryota; Metazoa; Mollusca; Bivalvia; Venerida; Veneridae
Product: N-acetylglucosamine-1-phosphotransferase subunits alpha/beta-like
Exons: 5
Coding region: 1-768 (255 amino acids)
Cellular component (GO): Golgi apparatus
Molecular function (GO): transferase activity, transferring phosphorus-containing groups
Source: RefSeq, a predicted model, not a curated record